AUGGGUAAGAUUCUGAGAGAAACAUCGAGGCCUUCCUCAACUUCGUCGCCGGGAACACCUUCUUCCGGUCCGGCAACUACAUCGUCGACAUCGAUAACCGAAACGGUUAAAGGCUCCCACCGGUUCAAGAUAACGGGGUAUUCGUUAUCGAAAGGGAUUGGAGUUGGGAAGUACAUAGCGUCGGAGAUAUUCUCGGUGGGAGGGUACGAUUGGGCGAUCUAUUUCUACCCUGAUGGGAAGAGCGUGGAAGAUAAUGCUACGUAUGUGUCACUUUUCAUCGCGCUUGCAAGCGAAGGAACUGAUGUUAGGGCUCUUUUUGAAUUGACCCUUUUGGAUCAGAGUGGGAAAGAGAGGCAUAAGGUUCAUAGCCAUUUCGAGAGGACGUUGGAGAGUGGACCGUACACCUUGAAAUACCGUGGUAGCAUGUGGGGAUACAAAAGAUUUUUUAAGAGAACAUCACUAGAGACAUCAGAUUACCUUAAAGAUGACUGUCUUAGUGUUAAUUGUAGCGUUGGGGUUGUGAAGUCACACACAGAGGGCCCUAAAACAUUUUCUAUUGCAAUAUCACCUUCUAAUAUUGGUCACCAGUUUGGGAAGCUACUAGAAAGUGGAAAAGGCAGUGAUGUGAGUUUUGAGGUGGAUGGUGAGACUUUUGCGGCUCAUAAAUUGGUACUAGCAGCUCGAUCAGCUGUUUUUAGAGCUCAGCUUUUUGGUCCUAUGAAAGAUCAGAAUACCCGGUGUAUUAAAGUUGAAGAUAUGGAAGCUCCGGUUUUCAAGGCAAUGCUUCAUUUCAUAUAUUGGGACUCACUGCCUGACAUGCAAGAGUUUACUGGGAUUAACUCAAAAUGGGCAACUACCUUGAUGGCUCAGCAUCUGCUAGCAGCAGCUGAUCGAUAUGGCUUAGAUAGACUUAGGCUCAUGUGUGAAGCAAGUCUAUGUGAAGAUGUUGCAAUAAACACUGUAGCUACAACUUUAGCUUUAGCAGAGCAGCACCAUUGUUUCCAGCUGAAAGCAGUCUGUCUGAAAUUCAUUGCAAGGCCUGAAAAUCUAAGAGCUGUGAUGCAAACUGAUGGUUUUGAGUACUUGAAGGAAAGUUGCCCAUCUGUUUUGACUGAGCUUUUGGAGUAUGUGGCUAGAUUUACCGAGCAUUCAGAUUUUUUAUGCAAGCAUAGGAACGAAGGAAUACUCGAUGGCAGCGAUGUAAAUGGAAGGCGGGUGAAGCAAAGACUAUACUGUGAAAAAUGA
Molecule: messenger RNA, 1245 nt
Organism: Lathyrus sativus (Indian pea)
Lineage: Eukaryota; Viridiplantae; Streptophyta; Magnoliopsida; Fabales; Fabaceae
Source: the annotation of a GenBank genome assembly